Molecule: messenger RNA, 2152 nt
Organism: Selaginella moellendorffii
Lineage: Eukaryota; Viridiplantae; Streptophyta; Lycopodiopsida; Selaginellales; Selaginellaceae
Product: heptahelical transmembrane protein 4
Exons: 2
Coding region: 134-1060 (308 amino acids)
Cellular component (GO): membrane
Molecular function (GO): signaling receptor activity
Source: RefSeq, a predicted model, not a curated record
UCGAAUCAAAAGGCAUAUAAACCAUUAAAGGACGCAUAUCCCCGUGCACAUUCCUGGCAUAUGCCUAAAGGGGACUUCGCGUUUUAAAGAGGGGAAAGCGGUUCCCUUGGCAGUAUAGGGUUUGGAAGGGACGAUGUCCCCAAUGGCUGCCAGUGAUCGCGAUGAAUGCCCCGGGAGCCCAUCCAAGGCGCGGCGAUUGCUCCAGAAGGCCUACAGUCUGGUGGACUACCACGCGCUCCCCGAUUAUCUCCGCGACAACGAGUACAUCCUCAAGCACUACAGGGUGAAUUGGCCGCUCAAGCAGACGAUCCUCAGCAUGUUCUCCAUCCACAACGAGACACUCAACUUCUGGACGCACUGCGUGGGAUUCCUCCUCUUCGUCUUCCUCACCAUCAACGUGAUCCUGACGGUGGAAAUCCCCACCCUGGUGGCCGAGCUCCUCCACGCACCGACCGCGCGCUGGCCGAUCUACACAUUCCUGGGCGGUGCCAUGUUUUGCCUCUUCUCCAGCAGCGUCGCCCAUCUCCUGGGCUGCCACUCGGAGAGGGCCUCGUAUUUGCUCCUCCGCCUCGACUACGCAGGGAUCGCAUCGCUCAUCUCCACCUCCUUCUAUCCGCCGGUCUACUACUCGUUCAUGUGCUCGCCGCUGUGGAGAAACCUCUACCUGGCGGUGAUAACGCUUUUGGGCGUUCUCGCCAUACUGGUAUCGCUGCUCCCGGUGUUCCAGACGGCCGCCUAUCGCCCCGUUAGGGCGGCGCUGUUUGUGGCCAUGGGCGUGUCGGGCGUGGCGCCGGUGGUCCACAAGAUUUUCCUGCAUGGCAACCAGCCGGUCAUAGUGUUGACCACCGUCUAUGAGCUUUUUAUGGGGCUGUUCUACGGCAUGGGCGCGCUCGUGUACGUGACUAGGGUUCCUGAGAGGUGGAAGCCCGGGAGGUUUGAUAUCGCCGGCCAUAGCCACCAGCUUUUCCACGUGUUGGUGGUGGCCGGGGCGUACACUCACUACCGUGCGGGAUUGCUCUAUCUCCAGUGGAGGCAUUCCAGUGGAUGUGGGAUGGUGUGAUUGGUUGAUCGCUCCCAAUUCUUCUCUCAGCUCGAGAAGAUUUUAGAUCGAUGGAAAGUUUAGAACAACCAUGUUUUCUCAUGCUGAGAUGCUAGUUUUUAAAAACCAUGUCUUCUGAGCAUUGUAAGGGCAUUUUUGCUAGUAUCUAGCAACUUGGCUAGCUGCAAAAUGUAGAGAUGUUUUGAUUAUAUGGAGAACAUGAGCAUUCUAAAAGUUGUAAGUACUGAGAUGUUGUACUGUGAUGAGAGGAAACAUUGUUUUCCAUGGUUCCAAUUUGGACAAGCGAGCUGUGAUAGCACGGACACGAUUUCCAAUAUGCGACCCCUUUGACCUUUCCGUUUGAUCAUUUCCAGGGGGUCUCCUUGCAAAUUGUCAAGGCGAUCGUGGCCUCGCACGCCGUGCAUGAUCGUUCGUUACAAGUAUGCCAUGUUUUGUGGCCCCGGAAACCAGACGUCUCCGCGGGUGUGGUGUAUAUAAACUCCACACGCAAUGCAUCGAAACAGCAAAGGCUUUCUCGUUUCCUCGCAGGAUCUACCAAUUCUCUGGCAGGAUCUAUCGAUUUUCUCGCAGGAUCUAUCAAUCCGGAAGAAACAAUGGCGGGAUCGAGGCAAAGGCUGAUGGGAUUCCUCGCGAUUCUCCUCCUCUCGUCCUUGAUCUCGUCCUCUCUCGCCAGCACCACCACGUCUCCAUCUCCGCCACCUAGCAAAGAGGAGGAAUGGUCCCGUCCAAGCAAGGACGAGUGGUUCUGGGGUGGAAGACGUCCGGCGACUUGCGAUAGGAAGCCCGCGAUUUGCUUGGAUGGGAGGUACAAUCCCGCCGGGCCUACGUGUUGCAACAGGCAGUGCGUGGAUAUUCUCACCAAUAGAAACUACUGUGGGAGCUGCUGGAAUAGAUGCCCCUGGGGAUAUUCCUGUUGCAGAGGUCGCUGCGUCAAUCUCCUUCGCGACAGUCGCAACUGCGGCAAAUGUGGCCGCGUGUGUAAGAACAAGCGCUGCGACUAUGGCUUGUGUGGCUACUAGCGGGGAGAAUUUACCGAGCUUCUUGGCAGCUAGUUUUACUAUCUACUCGUGUUAAUAGCAAUUCUUUCUCUUA